Molecule: messenger RNA, 1842 nt
Organism: Diospyros lotus (date-plum)
Lineage: Eukaryota; Viridiplantae; Streptophyta; Magnoliopsida; Ericales; Ebenaceae
Product: protein DETOXIFICATION 16-like
Exons: 8
Coding region: 132-1733 (533 amino acids)
Biological process (GO): xenobiotic detoxification by transmembrane export across the plasma membrane
Cellular component (GO): membrane
Molecular function (GO): xenobiotic transmembrane transporter activity; antiporter activity
Source: RefSeq, a predicted model, not a curated record
UGCAUACAUGAUCAAGGAGGUCUUGCUGCUCUUGCAUUUGCAGUGUGGUUAGGUAUACAAGCAAAAGUUUCAUAUAGAAUUCUCACGUAAAAUAAUGUGAAUUUUCAGUGGAAGAAAACAAUUCCCAUAGAAUGGUGGUGGAUCAUGAAGAGGGAUCGGAAACAGUAGUUCCAGAAUUUCCUCUGAUUGCAAGAUCUGAGAGUGUUGGGGCAUUUAGUUGGACAGAGAGAAGCGAAGAAGAAGAUGAUGAUGAGACAUCAAGAAGGAGUGGCAUAAUAUUGUUGGAGGUGAAGAAGCAGACGGAGAUUGCUGGGCCUUUGGUUAUGGUUGGCUUUCUGCAGUACGGCGUGCAGAUGAUAUCAGUCAUCUUCAUUGGCCAUCUGGGCGAGCUCUCUCUCUCGAGGGCAACCAUGGCUACUUCCUUUGCUGGAGUCUCCGGUUACUACAUCGUUCUGGGAAUGGCAAGCGCUCUGGAAACCUUCUUCGGGCAAGCCUAUGGCUAUGGAGCAGAGCAGCAUCAUAUGCUUGGCAUACAAAUGCAGCGAGCCAUGCUUGUUCUUAUGCUCUCCUGCCUUCCCAUUUCCCUCAUCUGGGCUUUAACGGCCCAUAUCUUCACACUCUGCGGACAAGACCCCCAAAUUUCAGAACAAGCCGGGAUCUAUGCCCGGUGGCUGAUCCCGAGCAUUUUCCCAUACGGCCUCCUCCAGUGCCAACUGAGAUUCCUGCAGGCUCAAACCAUUGUCAAGCCAUUGAUAAUAAGCUCCAUCAUCAUAACUCUGCUUCAUGUUCUCGUGUCUUGGGCUCUGAUUCAUCGAUUCGCUUUGGGUAACAGAGGCGCUGCCCUGUCUGUUGCCAUCUCUUACUGGAUCAAUGCUCUGAUUCUGGCUGUUUACAUUCGAUCUUCUUCUGCUUGUUCGAAGACUUGGACAGGGUUCUCCAAGGAGGGUGUGAAAGAUCUAGCCAGUUUUCUUUCGUUGGCUAUUCCAUCAGCCUUCAUGGUUUGCCUGGAGUACUGGUCGUACGAGCUUUUGGUUCUCAUGUCCGGUUUUCUGCCUAAUCCAAAGCUCGAAACAUCGAUGAUGGCAAUCAGCUUUGACACAAGUUCACUGGUCUUCAGAAUCCCCUAUGGUCUGGGCAGUGCUGUAAGCACGAGGGUUUCUAACGAAUUAGGCGCAGGAAAACCACGCGUUGCACGUCUGGCUGCACAGAUCGCCAUAUCCCUGGCUGCAGCACAGGGCCUGGUCGUAAGCCUAACCAUGUUUUCAGUCAGAAACGCAUGGGGCUAUAUGUAUACCAACGAAGAGGAAGUCGUGAAAUACAUGGCUUCUGUGAUGCCUGUGCUUGUGAUUUCCACCUUCAUGGAUGGAAUUCAGGCUGCACUUUCAGAUUUUCGUGCUGCAAAAGGCAUUGCAAGAGGAUGCGGUUGGCAGAAGAUGGCAGCAUUUGUGAAUCUAGGAGCUUAUUACCUUGUUGGCCUUCCUCUGUCGAUCAUCUUAGCUUUCGUGCUCGACCUUGGAGGAAACGGCCUGUGGAUGGGGAUAAUAAGUGGGACUGGUUCACAAGCGUUACUAAUUUUGGUUCUUACCAUUCACACAGAUUGGGAGUAUCAGGCGAGAAAGGCCAGGGAAAGAGUGGAUUCAUCGAGUGGCACUGCAAUGGAAAUAGAGCCAGAAAACAGAUUCAGCUCUGCAGCAACUGUUUCAUGUGAAAAGCCAUAUCAAGAAGCUAUAUGAAUUAACCAACUUUGUAGAGCUUAGGAAAAACUUUCUCCACAAAACUCCUCUUGGGGCUUUCAGUAGAUACAAAUUCACGAAAUUAAUUUGGAUUUAGUUUUGUUGCUUA